AGAAAUUAGCAUAUAUCUGUAAUUAAAAAUUUAUUUUUUUCUAAAUACAAAAAAAAUGCGAACUCAUAAUUUUAUUUAUUUAGUUGAAGGGGGUGGGGAGAAGUAAUAACACAAAUUUUCCCGCAAUUUUCUUUCAAAUUCUUUUCAUUCGUUGGUGGGUAUGAUAUAUUUUACACAGGAUUAUGGGAGCAGGAGGAUAAUAUAUGUCCCCCUCCCCAACAUGCGUUAACAUUUUGUCAAAGCUUUGUGACCUCGAGCAGUGCUUGGUCCAUCCCUGGUCGGCUCCAGAUGUCGGCCCUGCCUGUCUGGAGGCACAGCAUUGCGCCGGGUUUAACACGUUAAAUAAUGCGUGUCUAUGGAGAUAGUGUAAGAUAAAAAGUAUUGUUGAAAUAUUGGUAAACUAAACAUACAUUUAUGUAAAAGGGAUGGUUCAAGAUAUUUAUUUUAAUAGACUGAAAAUAACUGGAUAGGAAGUAUCAUGACAAUUCCGUCUUGAAGUGAGUAUAAAUAAAAAACGGUUAUAGCAAAACAAACAAGGAAUUAUUGGUUUAUAUGUUUUGCUAUUCAGAUGAGAAAUGAGAGAGGGGAUCGUUCUUAUGACUUCAAUUAUGAACCCGGCAAUAGUAGGCCCUCCCUGAGUCUAAAGCACCUAGCAGUAUUCAAGACGUAACACCAUGUCCAAGUGCAGGGAUGCAGGGAAGGGUGCAAGUGUGUAUUGUAGACCGGCCGGCGGAGAGUGAGUGGGGCUGUCCUGCAGACUCAACGAGGCUCGACCAUGCAGCUGUCCGUCCUGGUGUUGUCCGUGGGCCUCGCUCUGUGCGGGGCGGUGCCACGCUACGAGCUGCCCGGACCCUGGCCGGCGACCCAUCAGGGCCCCUUCCUGGAGCGCGAGGAGGCCGCCAUGAUGCCGGCGGAGUUACUGAUGGCGCGGGAGAGGCCUCGCCGCUCGCUGCAGCCGGGCGCGCCGCAGUACCCGCUGCCCGGCGCGCAGCCCGCCCAGCGCGACAACGACGUGGCGGUGUCGGCGACGAGGGAGCGCGGCGUGGGCACCGUGGUGGACGCCCAGGGCCGCGCCAACGUGUGGCGCAGCGACGACGGCAACACGCGCGUCGACACGCACGGCCGCUGGACGCGCGUGUACGACGGGCCGGCGCGCGGCCAGCGCUCGCACAGCGCGGGGGUCGUGUUCUCGCACCGCUGGCGCUGAUCCUCGCCCGUGCACAACAACACGUGUGAACACAUACAUCUGCCUUGCUGCAGAAACAUUGCAAAGAUAACUUUUUAAUGUGUCUAAAGUAAACCUUGUAGAGAUAUGUUUCUGCACUGUUCCUAAAACUUAUUAUUACCUAUCAAUUGAAAAACAUUUUUAAGGUUAUGUAACUGCAAAAUUUAGUUUUAAGAGACACCAUCUGCUAUCAAUUGGAAACAUGGUAAAAAAACAAUUAUCGUUCUUUUUUGAUGUGCAUAAAUCUGAAAUUUUGCAAAAGAAUACAAAUUUCAUUUCUGCAAUGUACCCGAGUCGUUGAGAUCUUGUUUACUAUAUAAUUGCAAGUCAAUCAACCCAGCACAAAUAAAAACUGUCACUUUGUGUGAGUGUGCAAAUGAGUAAUGUUGCAGAAUUGGUACAGAGUUUAAAGAUGAUAAAGUAACUUAACUUUUAUUUUUCUAAAUCAUAUUCUGUGCUACUGGAUUUACCAGCAAGAGGAAACCACAAGUAUACACAGGCACCAACUUUUAUGUGAGGAGAUGCUCUAGAUAUUGUGACAAGUUCAAGUGUUCAAAAACACUUAGACCACCUAUAUCUGGUCCCUAUAUUAAAUUACUUAUGGUUUGCAAUAUAACUUGAAAUUUUUAACCUUUAUAUUUCAAAUAUGUAGUGUAGGCCAAAUAUGUAGUGUAGGCCAGUGGUUUAAUUAUUUUAAUGACUGUCAAAUUUCAACUAGUUUUAUUCCAUAUGCAUGGUAAGAUCAAGAAUAAUAAAAAAGUAAUAAUGACAAACUGGUUACCAAAUUUGAUUUCUCAGAGAAAUUUUUAUAUAUAAACAAUCAUUUCUAAGUUGAAGGAUACAUUUUUCAGCCAUAUAAAAUAGUGUUGAUUAUACCACUAUCAGUAAUUUUUCUGUACUGAUGACAAUUACAAAUUUUUUCCAAACUGUUAUAUUAAUCAUAAAAGAAUCUUUAACAUGGUUUUAUUGAAAUUGUUAUGCGUGUUGCUGUUUAAUAAAACGAUUUGUUGACCUCUCA
Messenger RNA from Bacillus rossius redtenbacheri, 2243 nucleotides. RefSeq names its product holotricin-2-like. NCBI's taxonomy places the organism in Eukaryota, Metazoa, Arthropoda, Insecta, Phasmatodea, Bacillidae. The transcript has 2 exons. The coding region runs from base 776 to 1207 and encodes 143 amino acids. Gene Ontology annotation, biological process: defense response to bacterium. The record is from RefSeq and is a predicted model, not a curated record. Gene Ontology annotation, cellular component: extracellular region.